Perca flavescens (yellow perch) is the source of this 2632-nucleotide messenger RNA. It is a transcript of the gene eaf2, whose product is annotated as ELL associated factor 2. Gene Ontology annotation, cellular component: super elongation complex. Gene Ontology annotation, biological process: transcription elongation by RNA polymerase II. Gene Ontology annotation, molecular function: transcription elongation factor activity. Lineage: Eukaryota; Metazoa; Chordata; Actinopteri; Perciformes; Percidae. The record is from RefSeq and is a predicted model, not a curated record. The transcript has 6 exons. Bases 121 to 915 code for a protein of 264 amino acids.
UCAUAACGAAGAGGAGGCGGGACUUGACGGUACCAAUGAGGUGUUCAGGACUCUGCCGUACAUGGUUAUCGGAUAAAAAAGAACAGAAGAAAGUUUACAGCUCAUGAAACUAUCAUCAGAAUGAAUGGGACGGCUUAUUCCAACUUUGACAAGCAAGAACAUGUCUUGAAAUUAGGAGAGACGUUUGAGAAACAUCCUAAAAGUGGCUACCAUACAGUGCGAUAUGACUUCAAGCCAGCCUCCAUUGAUACAACAUGUGAAGGGGAGCUUGAAGUGGGCAAAGGAGAGCAAGUCACUAUUACUUUACCCAAUUUAGAGGGUUCAAGUGCUCCAGUAACAGUCUUCAAGGGGUCAAAGAGGCCGUACAUGAAAGAGUGCAUCCUCAUUGUGAACCAUGACACAGGGGAGUACAGAUUGGAAAAACUCAACAGCAAUAUAGCUGUGAAAAAGACCAGGGCUGAGGGCAGCAGUAAGAUCCAUUCUCGCCUGGAGCAACAGACCAGUCGCCUGAGCCAGCAACAGCAAGUGAAGAGUAACAACAACAGCAGCAGUAACAAGACCUCAGCCAGCUCCAAGAAUUCUCCUCCCAAAGAUAAGACCUCCCCGGCAUCUCCCAUGGACGACAUCGAGAGAGAGUUGAUGGCAGAGGCUCAGGUCAUGGACCAGCUGAGCAGCGGUGACAGCUCCUCAGAUUCCAACAGCUCCUCGUCCUCCAGCAGUGAUGACAGCUCCAGCAGCAGUGACUCUGAAGAUGAGCGAACUUCUGCGCCACCCACAGCCCCGGCCAACCACAGCAUGCCUAUCCUUACCACCAGUGCCAACACCAACAGUCGCAACCAGGAGAGUGGAGGAGGACUCAUGAACACACUCAAGAAUGACCUCCAGUUGAGUGAAUCAGGCAGUGAAAGUGACUGAACACAGGGACGUCUGUGGAUAUCAGAAGGAUUUUCAGUGAGGAACCGGGUACAGACCUGUCAGUGUCUUGCUUCCUUUUAAUGUGGAAACUGUCUUCUCUACAUAUUCACUAUUCUUCUAGCUAAAUAUAAUUAGUUGCUUCUCCGCCAACAAACUUCAAAUUUUAUGUCACAUUUAUUGCUUCGUGAUUUUUUUUUUUUUUUUUUUUUUUUGUGGAUACUGUAUGUUAAAGAGAUAUCUUAGUUCAGAGUGACGUGAUGUAGUAGGUGUAAGAGAAGCAGUAAAUUCUAACAAACUAUCCGUAAUGUUUCGUCUCAAUGGAUGCACAUCUGUUGUUAAACUGACCAAGCAUAUCCAAGGCAGAAUGAUGAGUGUUAAUGUGGAUGUUUCUGCACACCAAUCAGUUGUCUUAAACCACCAUUGGAGUUUCUGCAUUUCAGCUUAGCAAUAUUAGGAAUUUUGCUGUGCCUUAGGUCGGUUCAGAUGUCGGUUAAUAGCUUUAGUUUAGCUGCAUUAGUUUCUGAUUGGAGAGAGAUUGGUAAUCUGUUUCAACAGAUUUUAGGAUGAGCCACGCUCAUAUGACUUAUAGUUAUUUUAAAGUUAGCUGUAGAGCCUUUUGCUUUAGAUUACUGAAACCCAGCUGCAGGACAACUAAAUAUUUUCAUUUAAAGAUGCAUCAAUUAAAAUGUUGGCAUUGCUUCAGGGGCAAUGGAACAAGCUGAAAACCUAACAUUGAUGUAUUCUCUAGAAAGUUGUAGCAAAGGGGUAGCAAACCGUUGCUUAUUUAGACACCCAGCAGUCACAGAUCAACAUUGUGUUUCUUGCAAACUGAAGAAUAUUCACUCUCCUUUUAGCUCUGUGUUGGGUCUUCACCAACUGCGUUAGAAAAUAAUCUGGCUCUUUAGCCGCUAGAUGCUCCACUAUGUCCACCAGCUAGUUCCUAACUCUGUCUCGGUCUGCUGUUUGACACUGGGUGGGUAGUGUACAGUUUUAUCAGUGUUGGCAGAUAACAGCAUCCUGUUGUGACUGAAAACUGGGUGGAUGAGAGUGGAGGUGUUAGCCAGAAAACCAAAACAAAGAGCUGAAAGACACUUAAAUGCUCUGUAGAGCUUAAGGGCAAAGGCGGGGGAUAAUUAAUAUUGAUUAUUGCAGCUUUAUGUUUAUUGUGAUAUCUUAGUAUAUAAGUGAUUUCUGGCGAAGUAGUGCACUAGUACUCAGUUGACUCAGUGAGGGUCAUGCUUUGUAGCUUUAAACCUGCAAUACUUGAAUCUAAUAAUUUAUAUUUCAAAAUAUACUCUGCCAAUGGUGAAUUGCUUCAUAUAUUUUACAUAUAGCCAAGCAAUUGGUGGUGCAAGUAAGUAUGAACUGUAUUGUGUAAAACAAGCCAGAUGCUUUGAUACUGCACCUCAAUGUGAGUCUUAAGGGACUUCAUGUGCCUUUCGUUAUUUGCCUCUGCCAGUUAUAACAUAGGCCUCUUCUUGUUUUUGUCACAAGCCCCAUAUCACUGCUGAGCUGUCUCAGCAAACAGGAAGCUGCUAUUUAUGUCCCAGCAUUUCUUUGGCAUCCCAGCUGACUCCAUACGGUGAGAGACUGAGAUGAAAAUCAUGUCUUAAGUCAAUAAUAUGUUUUAGCCUUAAGGAGAACGCUGGCCUUAGAGCAUCAUUUGUAAACUAUUUGAGAGUCCUUUCUUUGUAGAAAAAUAAAGAUUUUAAAAGUA